Molecule: messenger RNA, 2992 nt
Organism: Motacilla alba alba
Lineage: Eukaryota; Metazoa; Chordata; Aves; Passeriformes; Motacillidae
Product: beta-catenin-interacting protein 1
Exons: 7
Coding region: 178-750 (190 amino acids)
Biological process (GO): negative regulation of Wnt signaling pathway
Cellular component (GO): beta-catenin destruction complex; nucleus; cytosol
Molecular function (GO): beta-catenin binding
Source: RefSeq, a predicted model, not a curated record
CCGCUCACCCCCGCGCUGUCCCGGUGCCCGCUCGGCCGGGCCCGCGGGGCCGCUGGCGCUCAUUGGCCCGGGCGCGGCGGAAGCGGCGCCGCAGCCGCGGGAUGAGCCCGCCCUGGCGCGGCCUGCCCGGCUGAGGGAGUGUCAUGUAAAAGCAACAUUUUCACGUGAAAACAAAAAAUGGCUUCAAGAGGAACAACAGAGACCAGUAAACUAAAACAAAACUUGGAGGAGCAGUUGGACAGAUUAAUGCAGCAACUUCAAGAUCUGGAAGAAUGCAGAGAGGAGCUGGAUGCAGAUGAGUAUGAAGAGACCAAAAAAGAAACUCUAGAGCAGCUGAGUGAGUUCAAUGACUCCCUGAAGAAGAUCAUGUCUGGAGAUAUGACUUUGGUGGAUGAGCUCAGUGGCAUGCAACUGGCAAUACAAGCAGCCAUCAGCCAAGCAUUUAAAACUCCAGAAGUGAUUAGAAUGUUUGCAAAGAAGCAGCCGAGGCAAUUGAGGACAAGGCUGGCAGAGAUGGACAGAGACUUAAUGGUUGGGAAGUUGCCACGAGACCUGUACACCCAACAGAAACUGGAAAUCCUGACUGCCCUCAGAAAGCUUGGUGAGAAGCUCACUGGUGAUGAUGAGAUGUUCUUGUCAACAAACGCUGGUACAGCCCUGAGCCAAUUUGAGAGAGUCUCCACUGACCUUGGAUCAGGAGACAAAGUCUUUGCUCUUGCAAGUGUUGAAGUAGAAAAGGCAAAACAAUGAAGAGGUUCGUGAGGCUUGUGUCUGCAGUUAUCAGCAGCACUGGAUUUUGGUCAUACUGCGUUUGGUUUUUCUAUUUCUUACAUGUUGGAAAAAAAAGCAAAGCAAAACAAAAAACCCAAGCCCUCAAUCUCUUGGGUCCUUAAGCAGAAGAUACGAAGCAAACAGCCUUAAGUGCACUUUGGGACCUUGGUGUCUGUACCCUUUAAGUAAUACAAGCUCUGAGGCUGAACACUAAGUGGAACUCUAAAACUAAAGCAUGGUAUGACUGUCUUUUGAAAGAGUCAGUUGUCUUGAACUUUUCUGAAUGUGUAUUUCUCUAACUAUUAAAACUUAAUCUUUUUGCAUGUGGUUGUAGCAAGCAGAUCUCUUUAAGAAGUGGUCCUGAUGAUUUUUUUUUGGGUGAUUCUUAACAUUGUCUUAAUUUUUGUCUGGACUCCCCACUAAGCAGUUUGUGCUAGGAAAGCAUUGAAGCUUUGGAAAAUGGAUGUAGCUUAUUGAAAUGCCAUCUUUCUACAAACUGUUUGCAGAAGGCCCAGAACGAGCCUGGAUGCUGAUCACUGGCCCUUGGCUGCUUGCUUGCCGUGCACAUGAAUGAGCACUUUGUGUCCCUGCCCUGGCUGAGGACAAUGGCAGCCCUGUGGGGAGGCUUCUGGAGUCGGUUAACCUUGUGUAUUGAUAGGACACUGCAAUGGGAUGCUCUUCCUUCAGCUCUGCUGUACAACUGCACGCUGCUGUUGUUUCAGAGGGGGCAUGAAAUAGCUUGCAAGUAGAAACAAGUUUAAAAAGGGGGGGAAAGCUCCCGUUAUGUGAUCAGUGCAAGCGUUGUUCAGUCUCAGUGCUGUGGAGAGGGGAGGGUCUGUGUCUCCACUGGAUCCUGAAUAAACUUGGCUUAGGAGGAUUUGAAAUCUCACAUUGAAUUUUUAGCUCAGACAGUAAGUGGGUAGCAUUGACUAUAAACAGAAAAUUGACGUGGUCAGGUGUCAUUUAGAGUGCACUUGCAGGGCAUAAAUACCCUAUGAAUUAGCAAGUUUGUCUAAUUGUAAACUGGGACUGGAGUAGACUAGAAAAUGUGUUUCUAGACUGUAUUUUGCUUUAACAGAUAUACUUUUGACAUCUAGCAUUUAAGAAAUGAAAGGAUACAUGAUAUAGUGAGCAUAAUUUGUUUUUCACUGAUAGCACUUCUUUCUCCCUGUUAUUAGAAAGCCUUUAUUGAGGAGGGGUCUUUUGUCCAUUCCAGCAGAACUGUUUUCUGUCUGGGACAGCAUUGUGUUCUCUGACAAAGGCUGAUUGCAGCUUCACAGCUGAGAGCAGCUUAUUAAAAGGCGUUAUUAGACUCUGAAAUUAUGGGAAGCAAAACAGUCUGUGGGGACUGGAGCUGCCUUCUUUGCCUUUCUGCUCAUUACUGGUGCUAAGGAACUCUCUCCCCAUACACCCCCAGCCUCUUGCAGCAUUAUUAUGUAAAUUAAAUCAGCACUCACAAAAAGUUUACAGUACAAUGACAUGGAAAUCUUUUUCCUUGUAGUUUGAGAGGUGUAAGUUUCCAGGAGAAACUUUUUUAAAAUUGCCUUGUAAAUAUUUCAGGAUUUUUGCAAAUUCCUGUACUGCGGGCAGUUGUAACAUUCCAAUUAAAUUGAUCCUUGACUGAGCAUCUUUCCAACACCGUGCUGCUUCUGCUCUUGGAAGGAUCUCUGGUGGUCUAGACGGACAAAGAUGAGACUGAGAUCAGUACCAGUAUUGCAAGAUUCUGUGUGUUGGGUCAGACUUUCUUCUCAGAAGCUGUGAAGGGUCAGAAAUCAGAGCUCUGCCCAGAGACUGGCUGUGUCCUGCAGAAUGCCCUGACCAUCAAUGUGAUCUAACAAGGAAGCUGCUGCUGAUGUGAAGCUUUUCAUGUGUUGGCCCUCACAGAUAGUUAAGUAACCUCUUGAAAUAGUUAGAUUGAUUUCAAGCAUAGUAAGUUAAUUGGUGUGUUGUGCUAAAUAAUCCUGGGAUGUACCUCCACCACCAUCUCAAAUGUUUCUGCUGAAAAAAAAAAAGUCCAUAAUCUAUUUAUUACAAUAAUGAUUUCCUCAAAUAAAAACUGAUAACAAAAGAACAACUGCUAAAUGAAAGCAUGGGUUUGUGUUUAACAAACAAGCUUGUGAUGUGUGAGUUCCACCCCCAGUUCAGAGUUGGACCUGGGCAGAUCACUCAUUCUGUACACAUCUUUCUUUUCUGGAGUAAAAUACAGAUUAUGAUCCUUAAA